AGAAAAUGUUUCCGACGAGCUACCAGUCAAAAUCAGAUAUAUACAUAAUAGACGUAAACAUGAAGAAAGAGAGAGCUUCAUAUAUAGGCGAUAAUGGCAAGCUUGGAACAGCCAAUUGCUGGGAAAGAACGUAAUCAUCGUUCGGUGGCUGUUCCCAGUUUGGCAAUGAAAGAGGAUAUGGGGAAAGAUUUCAGCGACUCUCAGUCUCAGCCUUCUUGGUUCAGCCCCAAGGCCCUACUUUUGAUAUUUUGUUCAAUCAACCUGAUAAAUUAUGUGGAUCGAGGAGUAAUAGCAAGCAAUGGAGUAAAUGGUGGUAUUACGACUGAGUUUAAAAUGAGUAAUUUUGAAGAUGGUAUUAUAUCUUCUGCUUUCAUGGUUGGACUUCUUUUGGCAUCCCCAGUAUUUGCAUCUUUGGCAAAGAGUGUUAAUCCUUUCAGGCUUAUUGGAGCUGGUUUAUCAGCCUGGUGUUUCGCUGCUGCUGGUUGUGGAUUAUCAUUCAAUUUCUUCUCCAUGACAUUCUGCCGCAUGGUAGUUGGUAUUGGCGAGGCUUCUUUCAUUAGUCUUGCAGCUCCAUUCAUUGAUGAUAAUGCUCCACCUGCCAAGAAAUCAGCUUGGCUUGCAACUUUUUACAUGUGUAUACCAGCUGGAAUUGCUUUGGGGUAUGUCUAUGGUGGACUUGUUGGGAGUCACUUUGGUUGGCGCUAUGCAUUCUUUGGAGAAGCCAUUUUUAUGCUCCCAUUUGCUAUUCUUGGUUUUGUCAUGAAACCUUUGCACUUGAAAGGCUUUGCCUCAUCUGGACCCACGAAGGAAGCCUCAAAAGUUAAAGAUGGUGGAGAUAUUGAUGUUGGUAAACUGCCCAUGAAUGGCAACUUUGUCAGUCAAAGGCCUAAAAAAUCUCUUAGCCAGGAUCAGUUUUCAAGGUUUCUGAAAGAUGUUAAAGUCCUUUUACUGGAAAGAGUUUAUGUUGUAAAUGUUUUAGGUUACAUUGCAUACAACUUUGUCAUAGGUGCAUACUCUUACUGGGGGCCAAAAGCUGGCUAUUUGAUAUAUCAAAUGAAUGAUGCAGACUUAGUUUUUGGAGGGAUUACAGUUGUUUGUGGAAUAGUAGGGACGGUAGCCGGUGGUUACAUCCUUGAUUGUAUGACAUGCACCAUUCCCAAUGCAUUUAAGCUUCUAUCUACAGCAACAUUUUUUGGGACUGUCUUUUGCUUCUCUGCCUUCUGCUUCAAGAACAUGUAUGUUUUCCUGGUGCUUUUUUCAAUUGGUGAGAUGCUUGUAUUCGCCAUACAGGGUCCUGUAAAUUACAUUUCUCUUCACUGUGUUAAACCAAGCAUGAGACCAAUCGCAUUGGCUAUGUCUACAGUCUCUAUUCAUAUAUUUGGAGAUGUCCCUUCUUCGCCCCUUGUUGGGGUUCUUCAGGAUAGUAUCAACAACUGGAGGAUUUCGGCUCUUAUCUUAACAUCUGGUUUCUUUGUGGCAUCUGCAGUAUGGUUUACAGGGAUCUUCCUUGAAGCCACAGAUAGAUUCACUGAGGAUACCGAGAAUCCUACAACGACAACUGACAAUUCUACAACAACAACUCCAUUGCUAGGAGAUGAAUCGGCUGGUGAAGCUUAAUGACACAUCAUAUUCCUAAUUUAACAUUUCUUUGUAUGAAAGAAAUUUGCAUUGGUAAGUAAGAAGAUGAUGCAAUUCAGAUGUAAAUCUAAUGUUAUACAAGAUCUCAAUGCUAAGCUGCUGCUGUUUAAUCUCA
This is a messenger RNA of Impatiens glandulifera, 1753 nucleotides long. Its product is annotated as probable sphingolipid transporter spinster homolog 2. The record is from RefSeq and is a predicted model, not a curated record. Gene Ontology annotation, cellular component: membrane. Bases 94 to 1617 code for a protein of 507 amino acids. NCBI's taxonomy places the organism in Eukaryota, Viridiplantae, Streptophyta, Magnoliopsida, Ericales, Balsaminaceae. The transcript is spliced from 16 exons. Gene Ontology annotation, biological process: transmembrane transport. Gene Ontology annotation, molecular function: transmembrane transporter activity.